Molecule: messenger RNA, 1800 nt
Organism: Penicillium bovifimosum
Lineage: Eukaryota; Fungi; Ascomycota; Eurotiomycetes; Eurotiales; Aspergillaceae
Exons: 3
Coding region: 1-1800 (599 amino acids)
Biological process (GO): regulation of telomere maintenance via telomerase; telomere capping
Cellular component (GO): chromosome, telomeric region; nuclear telomere cap complex
Molecular function (GO): G-rich strand telomeric DNA binding; telomerase inhibitor activity
Source: RefSeq, a predicted model, not a curated record
AUGGCUUCAGGUGAUCUGACUGAUAUUGCUACUGCUCCCUCUAUCAAAGGCCGUCUGAAUGUCAUAGGUGUGGUAGUUGAUACUCUUCCACUCCUUCGAACAAGAGGAUCUUCAGCAUGCAUCACAUUUACUAUCAAAGAAUCUGAUCUCGAUGGACCGACUUGGGAAGGAGGCCUCAAGGUCAAAUACUUCAAUGAUGAUGAGAGCUGCCUCCCCAGUGUUCGCCUCAAUGAUGUGGUCUUACUACGAAGCGUUUUUGUGAAAAUCUAUCAAGGCAAGCCAAUGGGGGUUGUUUCUCAGAGGGAUACUGUUUCAUGGGCUGUCUUUCGGUCAGAGUCACAUCCAGGUUCUAGUCCAUUUGUCACCAGUGGCCCCAUGCCUUUCGAGCCGAGUCUGAAGGAGAGAGACCGAGCGCAAUCGCUCCUGGAACUGGUAUCGGCCGAAUCAGUCCCUGCGCAACCUUUCAGCUCGCACAAUAUACAGGCAUCCCGGCAGCCUCAUGGCCAGGCUGCUUCUUCAGUGCCGAAGGCUGGAGGGUUACCCCAUGUUCUUAUUGAAGCCGUAGAGGUCAAUAAGAUAUGCCAGUUACUCGGCCAAGUUGUGAAGCUCAACACUUACGACAGCGAGAAAUCUCUGCUCUACUUGACAGAUUACACUCAGAAUGAGAGUCUCAAGAAUUACAAGAAGCCCGGAGACGACGACGACUCGGGUCGCGAGGGCGAUCGGUUCAAUCACCUAAACCAAAGAGGAAACGACUGGCCAGGCCCAUGGGGCAGGUUGACUAUUCUGGUGACUCUGUGGGAGCCGCAUGCGUCAUACGCUCGUGAAAAGAUCCAGGCAGGCGAUAUAGUUCUGUUGACCUAUACUCGUAUCAAGCAAGGCCAGUAUGGGAUUGAGGCUUCCGUUCAUGAAGACAGAAAAUAUCGGGAGAAGAUUCACGUCCGGAAGCUGAUUGGGAAGGACGAUGAGCGUGUGCAAGCAUUGAUGGAACGUCGGACAGCAUACUGGAAGAUUCACGGAGAACCUAAGACAGAAAACAAAAAGGCCAAGAAGCGUAAUAAGAAAGUCCAGCAGAAGAAGGAAGCUCGAAAGGAGGAAGGGCAGCUCACGCUGCCGGCGGCAUCCCGAAUCAAACUAAACCCCCAAGUGAAAACACGAAAUUACGCAGUACCUAUUGUAUCUGUCGAAAAGAUCUUGCUGGCAGAAACCCACAGGAACAAUGGCCCAGGGGGCGUUGACUACAAGCUCCCCUUCCAAAACGUCAAUUACCAUACUCAAGUUCGAGUGGUCGAUUUCUUUCCUCACUCAAUCGAAGAUUUCUCUGUCCGAAUCAAUACUGCCCCCUUGUCCAGCAGUGAGGAUAGCUCUGAUGACCCUCAUCAUAGCUGGGAAUGGCGGUUUUGUCUGCUCGUGGAAGGAGCUGAGCCCAAAGCUUCCAAACAGGAACCACGACAGCUGAUGAAAAUCUACGUUUGCGGCCAAGACGGGGACGAAGUUCUUAACAGUAUUGCGGUUGAUCUCCGCAAUAACCCGGAUAAACUUAAUGAGACACGGGAGAAGCUAUUCCAGCUAUGGGGGAAUCUCGAGGAGCAAAAGUCGAAAGCGAGGGCUGCUGGUCUCCAGAGUUGGGAAGGCGUGAGCUCGCGCCCAUUUGAGUGCUGCAUCAAGGAAUAUGGUGUACCAUGCACCCAUGUCAAAGACCCCAACGCCAUGGAUGUCGAUGGUGAAGUGUGCAGUGAGCCCUUUUGCUUGGGAUGGGAGAGACGGUUUGCUAUGUUCGGCACAACGAUCCACAUCUGA